This is a messenger RNA of Anarrhichthys ocellatus (wolf-eel), 3451 nucleotides long. RefSeq names its product solute carrier family 29 member 4a (gene slc29a4a). Gene Ontology annotation, cellular component: plasma membrane. The record is from RefSeq and is a predicted model, not a curated record. The coding region runs from base 59 to 1708 and encodes 549 amino acids. Gene Ontology annotation, biological process: nucleoside transmembrane transport. Lineage: Eukaryota; Metazoa; Chordata; Actinopteri; Perciformes; Anarhichadidae. The transcript is spliced from 10 exons. Gene Ontology annotation, molecular function: nucleoside transmembrane transporter activity; monoamine transmembrane transporter activity.
GUGUGUGUGUGUGUGUGUGUGUGUGUGUGUGUGUGUGUGUGCUACUUGAAGCACAGAGAUGGGCUCGGUGGGAGCGGAGCGCCGCAGGCCCACACCGGUCCAGAUGCCCGAGGAGAGGGAUGUGUGGAGGGAUGGAGGAAGAGCUGGAUGGCGGGAUGGAGGGAGGGAGGUCUGGAGGGAGGGCAGAGAGAGCGGCGUGGUGCAGAGCUACAGUUUCGACUCGUACCAGCUGGAGGAGGAGGAGAUUAGUAAAGACGCCCCGGAGCGAGGAGUGCUGGCGCUGUCCGAGCCCGACUUUGAGGAGCCGAUCCCUGACGACCGUUACCAUGGCAUCUACUUUGCAAUGCUAUUGGCUGGCGUGGGUUUCCUGCUCCCCUACAACAGUUUCAUCACUGACGUGGACUACCUGCACCACAAGUUUGAAGGGACGUCCAUAGUGUUCGACAUGAGUCUGACGUACAUCAUGGUGGCUCUGCUGGCCGUCAUCCUCAACAACGUGCUGGUGGAGAGACUCAGCUUGCACACCAGAAUCACUGUGGGUUACAUAUUUGCUCUGGGGCCGCUGGUCUUUGUCAGUGUGUUUGAUGUGUGGCUGGCCAAGUUCACCACCAGGCAGGCUUACAUCGUCAACCUCGUGUCAGUGGGAGUGGUGGCCUUUGGAUGUACAGUGCAGCAGUCUAGUUUCUAUGGUUACAUGGGGAUGCUGCCCAAGAGGUACACACAGGGGGUGAUGACUGGAGAGAGUACAGCAGGUGUGAUCAUCUCCCUGUCGCGCAUCUUCACCAAGCUGCUGAUCCCCGACGAGAGGAGGAACACGCUCAUCUUCUUCCUCGUCUCCAUCAGCAUGGAGAUGCUCUGCUUCCUGCUCCACCUGCUGGUCCGCCGCUCUCAGUUUGUCCGCUACUACACCAACCACGCCCAAGGCAAAGGUCCGGUCAAAGGACACGACCCGCACGACAGCGGGACAGGAUACCGAGUUCACCACGAUGUCACCGCAGAGGAAGUAAGAUUUGGAAAUGGUGGGACAGCACCGACGCCUUCAGAGGAAGUCAUUGAGGACUUUGAGGGAGGGACUUACGUGCGAUUCGAUGCCCCAAAAGCCAAGAUAAGGAGGAGCUGGCCUGGUGUCCGCGACAUGGUCUUGCAUCGUUACGUGGUGUCCCGUGUGAUCUGGGCCUACAUGCUGUCUAUAGCGGUGACCUACAGCAUCACCUUGUGCCUGUUUCCCGGGCUGGAGUCAGAAAUACGAAACGCCACCUUAGGAGAGUGGCUGCCCAUCCUCAUCAUGGCCACCUUCAACAUGUCGGACUUCGUUGGCAAGAUCCUUGCAGCGCUGCCGUACGACUGGUCCGGAGGCCGCCUGCUCUUCUUCUCCUGCCUGAGGGUGGUCUUCAUCCCUCUGUUUGUCAUGUGCGUGUACCCGGCCAACGCGCCCACCCUGUCCCACCCCGCCUGGCCCUGUCUCUUCUCCCUCCUCAUGGGAGUCACCAACGGCUACUUCGGGUCUGUGCCGAUGAUCCAGGCUGCGGGCAAAGUGCCGCCCGAACAGAGGGAGUUGGCAGGGAACACCAUGACAGUCUCCUAUAUGACCGGCCUGAUGGUGGGCUCCGCCGUGGCGUACGCAGCUUACAGCUUCGCUGCCCCAGGACCAGGAACACACGUCAACGCACUCAACAUGCACACACAUGCCAACGCUACCGGGUACUGAAUGUCCACACACACACAAUAAAACACACUCACGGAUAUAAACACAAAUACAUGCACACACACUCGCAGCCUUUUCCAAACACAAGAUCCUGGCCAGGAGAAGCAGCGUAGACUGGUGGACUCGAGUCCAGCUGUGGAGGACGAAAAGACAUCCGUAAAGAACUCUUUAAAUGUUCAUACUCUGAGAGAUGUAUUCUUUGUCCAGAUCGUGCUUCAAUGUGGCUCACUGGAUAAACAAAGUGGAAUAAGAUACAAAAAAAUGGAGGAAAUGAUGUUAAACCGUAAAAACGUAGCCCAUUUCUCCACCUUGUCAUUCUCCAGCCUGGUGGUCCACUGACCAUCAAAUGUCACGGCUGUCUCUGCUGUGAUGAACUUUUCCCGGGAGGUGAAGAACAGGAGCUGGACAUCUGUCAACAGAAGCCCUUAGAGUGUCUCACAGUGAAGUUAUCGUCUGCAUGUGUGUGCUAACAGACCGGCUGACAUUUGUACCGUGUAAAGUCAAGUGGUUUUUCGCUGCAGGGAACGAACGGUUCACAGUUUUCGAGGAGACCAUGUGUCACAUUUCACAUUGUUGAUAUUCAGAGUAGAGAGACGAUGCCACUGAGGAUUUUUCUGGACCAGUUGUUUUCCAGCUGUUUCCUAAUUAUAAUCCCUGACAACCUCUGACUGCACCAUUUUAAAAACUACAACAAGAGCAACUUAUAGGCCCGAUUUACUUCACAGUGAAACAGAAGCUCCUGUAGUGUGACAUAUGUGCGAGUAUAAUCGAAUAGCUAUGUGGAAUUAUGAGACGGAAAUCCAGUCGCCCCAAAUCACAUCUGAUUGGAUAUGUUUAAGUCCACUUGAGUUCAAGAGUCAUCAAACAUAUUCUAAUCAUUUAUAGGAAGAGCAAAGAUUUGAUAUAAAAUUCUCCAAAAUGAUAUUUUUCACAUGUACAGUAUUGAGCGCAGAAGAAGUGAUAACUGUUGACAUUGCAACACAGAAAUAGAACUUGGAGAAUCAGUUUUUAUUUUUAUUUUACUGUGCCUUAUAAGGAAUUACAGUUUUCUAAUUAAUGACAUACACGAUGCUGUCAACACUUGAUUUCCUCUGAGUUGUUAAGUUAUUUCAAUUCAACAAAAAUCCAUCCUUUUUGUCAACAGUAGACGCGUCAACUGGACUUUAUCUCAAUUGACUUCCCCCACCAAAAUGUACUGAGAUCGUCCCAGUCCAUCUGGUUUGUCUCCACUCAGAAUCUGAAUUACAAAAGUGUCAGUUGUAUUUAUUUUCAAUGAUGAAGAACAUUAUUCUUAUCAGCCUUAUAAAGUAUAUCUGGAAAAAAAAGAAUAAUGUUAAAACUAUAUGGAGUUAUUAUGAUUAUGUGCAUUAGCAGCUGCUGUUCUCUGUUCUGUUUAUUUACAAUAAUGCUAAAAGAAAAAGAAGAAUUUCCAUCUGUUUGGUUUGGGUUCCACAUCACUUCUUGUUCCCUCUGAUGGAUGGAAAGAGAACAAAGUGUUGGUAUAAAUGUACCAGAUGAGGUAGCAUGAUGAUAGCUGUGUCUUGCAGUUUGUGUCCCCUCUCUGUCCAUAUGAACGGUGUCUGUGUGUAACAUCUGUGUAAUGAUGUGGGAUAUUUUGGGGGAAAACAUAUAUGUGCCAAAAAGUCUGCCUGUUUCUGAUCAGUGUUAGGACCUGAGAAAAGAGAGAAUGUAAUUCUGUGGACAGUUUAACAGGAUGAAAGUUGUAAAUAUAUAGAAUGAAAUGCA